Messenger RNA from Juglans regia (Persian walnut), 1448 nucleotides. RefSeq names its product SHUGOSHIN 2-like. NCBI's taxonomy places the organism in Eukaryota, Viridiplantae, Streptophyta, Magnoliopsida, Fagales, Juglandaceae. The record is from RefSeq and is a predicted model, not a curated record. Bases 282 to 1160 code for a protein of 292 amino acids. The transcript is spliced from 9 exons. Gene Ontology annotation, cellular component: chromosome, centromeric region. Gene Ontology annotation, biological process: maintenance of meiotic sister chromatid cohesion; meiotic sister chromatid segregation.
CGGAAAGCCGUUAGGCCGACCCACAUCCACUUUUGGCUGCUGCUUGCUUUUUCUUUUUCUCCUCUUCGCCCUUUGCCUUUCACAUUAUCUCUUGAUUCAGAAAUUCUUCUUUCUUUCUGAGUUUGCGUCAAUUUUGUUACAAUCUUUUCCCAAAAAUCGGCAAUUCGCGUCCAAUUUUCUUUGCAUUUCCGCAGGGUGCCACAAGCUUUGUUAAAUUCAACUUCAAUUUUCACUUGGGAUCCAAAAUCUUCCUUCUCAGUAUUACCUUUGCGAGUGAGAGAAUGGCGAAGAGGUCGUCUUUCGGAAGCAUAAUGAGGAAGAAACUAUCCGACAUUACGAACUCGCAGACGCAACCCAAACUCCCCAGCCAAGACGACAAACCGCCGCCAGAUGAGGCCUACGUCGAGCAACUCCUCCAGGAGAGAACGGCUUUGCUCAAACUUAUCUCCGAGAGGAAUAAAACAAUUGAACUCAGUGCAGCUGAGUUGCAGAAACUGCGAGUGAGUCUUCAGAAAUUGCAGCUUCAGAAUUGGAACCUUGCUCAAUCAAAUAGCCAGAUGUUAGCGGAACUUAAUUUUGGAAGAGAAAGGAUAAAAACACUUGGUCAUGCGCUUGUAUGCAAGGAUGCCUUACUCAAAAUGAAGGAUACAGAACUGAAGAGAAAAACAGAGGUGAGCUAUGAAAAGACUGCCUCUCAGGAAGGAGAGGUGGCCGCAGAGCAACAAUCAUUGCAUGAAGCUAACAGCAGUGGAAAGAAUUCUAAUCGCAACAGAAGGCGCACCAGAAGAAGUCGAUCUAUGGGCCCUUCUACUGCAUUUGAAAAGGUUGCAGAAAAAGAGAAGGUUGAAAAUAAAAGGCGUUGUAUGAGGAGGCAAUCCGCUAGGUUUAAAUCCCAUGAGAGAGAACCCCCAGAGAACUUGUUUGAGAUAGAGUAUGCUAAAUAUCCACUCAGUCAGUCACUUGAAAAUCCUAUGCAUGAAGGUCCUCUUCCAUUAAAAUCAUUAAUCAAAAAGGAAGAGGAAGUAGAAAUUUCUGUGCCAAGAAAAGAAGCACAACCACCACGAAGAUCUUCAGUUGGAAGACCAUUACGCAAAGCUGUUGAGAAGGUGGAAUCCUACAAGGAAGCUCCCAUUAAAAUUAAAAUGCGGAGGACAGAGUGAUCAGAAUCUUCUCUCCCAUAAAAGUGAGUCAAGCCACUGUUUAUAGAGCUAAAACCACAUCUUUCCACAUCUUUCUGUGUCUGUCUGUAAGUUUAUGAUAUCGUUUUUUGUGGUGGUAUUGUCAUAUCCACAUUGGUGUGAUUCAUCAGUCAUGUUAUGUUGUUGUAAAAUUGCAAAAAUUGGUAUGUCCAAGCAAGAGAUCGACUCUAAUGUACUGAUCUCUUUCGUAUGGGGAUUAUUUUGUAAUUGCUCAUUGCUAUAAAUUAAGUGCCAUAGAAAAUCUUCAAA